AUGAAGAGCUACAACUUCCGUCAAAAGGAUAACGUUGUAUCCAGCCUUUGCCUUGGGAAUGUUGACAUCCGCGUCGGUGUGGUGUUUUGCAAUUACGUACUUGGACAGAAUACAUCUCAGCACGUGGACGACUGCGUCUUUAAUCCGAGGGCGAAAGAGAGGCUUCUGUGGCAGCCAUUACACAUCGAAUUAGAUAUUCCCAUCAUGGUCAAGCUGGGCGAAAUCGCAGACGAAUUUCAUAUGUAUGAUCUUAAAGAGAAAGUUUCGGCCUGGAUGCAGAACAAGAAUUCACGGGUAUUGCCUCCAGUGGCAUCCGACACUUCAUCGCAAAAGCCAGCGCGUGGCGGAAAACCCAAGCGGUCCAGCAAUGCUGAGCAGCCCGACGAGGACGAGUUCACCGACGGGGAAACCGUGGUGCUAUCGCCCCAGCAAGUUCAGUGGUUCGACAGGGCUGAUCGUCAUGAAAUGGCCAAAUCAAGCCGACACUGA
Molecule: messenger RNA, 489 nt
Organism: Metarhizium robertsii ARSEF 23
Lineage: Eukaryota; Fungi; Ascomycota; Sordariomycetes; Hypocreales; Clavicipitaceae
Product: short chain dehydrogenase/reductase
Exons: 2
Coding region: 1-489 (162 amino acids)
Source: RefSeq, a predicted model, not a curated record